This is a messenger RNA of Pangasianodon hypophthalmus (striped catfish), 4525 nucleotides long. RefSeq names its product zyxin (gene zyx). Bases 521 to 2401 code for a protein of 626 amino acids. Gene Ontology annotation, biological process: transforming growth factor beta receptor signaling pathway; integrin-mediated signaling pathway. Lineage: Eukaryota; Metazoa; Chordata; Actinopteri; Siluriformes; Pangasiidae. The record is from RefSeq and is a predicted model, not a curated record. The transcript has 10 exons.
GCCUUUUCCCCAUUAUUGUAUCACUGGAACUUUUGGUAAUAUUAUGCUUUAUAGGUUUCUUGAAAUUAUGUAUUUGAUACCAUUUUGACAGGGCUAUUAUACUGCUUUAUCCUGUUUUUUUUCCCCCACCGAAUAUGAAGCACUGAUCUAGCCCCAGUGUUACUAUCAGUCUUCGUCUGUUAUCAGUGCGCGCGCGAGCACUGUGGAUUUGUGGAAAAUGCGGAAGCUAAACCGGAAGUGAGUGUACAUUGUUGAGGAAAAGUUCCUACAGACACAUAUCCAGGUGGAUGAACCUUCAAGAGCGGCCAAGAAAACGCAAUGGCAAGCCUGUGUGAUGCUAGCUGAUCGCUUGACAUAACCACACACUGACCCAAAGGGUGGAGUUAGCUUCGGGGAGCAGCUUGCUUUAAAGGAAUCAAGGGAACUGAAUUUCGGCAUUUGUGUAGUUUGACGUGGGAAACAGGUCGAAACCAUUGCUUAGCUAAACUGUAUUGUUCCAGAAAACAAAACUGAAAACAAGAUGGAGGACUCCAAUGGCAGUAAGCCCUUUAUGGUAACUUCUUCCCUGUCUUUCCAAGUCACUACGCCUUCUUUCUACAACCAGCCAAAAAAGUUUGCCUCUGUGGCCCCUCCUCGACCCAAAGGACAGUCUACCCAAUCACAGUCUCCAACCUUCUCCUCGUCAUUUGCAAGCAUAGCUACAGUUGGCCGGGUUGGAGAGAUUCCACCACCUCCUUCAUCCAUUAGUGAUGAUUUUCCACCCCCUCCUCCUCCACUGGACGCAGAGCUGCCAGCCCCUCCCCCAGAAUGUCAGCUCUCACCCCCUGCAUCUGAGGCCCCUCCCCCUGCAUUCCCUCCCCCUCCCCCAGUUGCAGAAGACUUGCCCCUCCCAGCACCUCCUGAAGAUGUGAGCUUCGUGCCCUCAGAUUCUUCUCCCGCUCCUCCUCCACCUCCUCCCCCUCCCCCUCCUGCACCUCCACUCCCCGAGCCUGGCACCAGUCUUCAGAAAUCGUUGGAGAAGCAGACUAGUUUUGACCGACAGCUAGACUCUCUAACUGAUAUGUUAUCAGAAAUGGAAACAAGAAAACCUUUCAACCCAAAGGUGUCCAGUCAUCUGUCAUCAGUGCCCACCCCAAAGCCACCUGCUCCUCCUCCCACAGCCCCCAAACCCUCCCUGUCUUUCCUGCCCCCACCAGAGCUGCAGGAUCGCCCUCCACCUGCCCCCUGGGCAGAAGAGCUACGUGCUCGUACCACACUGAGACAAGGUGGCACAAGCACAGCCUCUCCUCCAGCAUCUGGACCACCUCUGGGUAAAGGACCUGCAGCUGCUCCAAAGACCACAUUCACUCCCAGCCAGCCUGCUUCUAAUUUUAGCCCCAGACCUGGAAACAGCGUGAGCUCUGCAGCUCCACAAGGGGUUAACCUUGCCCCCAAAGUCACCUCUCACAUCUCUUUCCCUCCACCACCUGCAGCACCACCCGGUCCUCCUCCACCUCCAGCAAGUGUCCCCGCCCCUGCCCCAGCUGUCAGUAAUGCCAAAGCCUCCCUUUCAGUCAAUCAGGAGAAAACAUCUCCAGCUCCAGCUUCUCCACAGCCUAAACCAGCACCAUCUCCCACUUCCACAGCAUCACCAUAUGGCAGCGCAAAGGCCAGUCCAACCCCACCCAAGGCAGCACAGCCAAAAGCCCCUGGAGCAGGUGCACCCCCUGGUGGUGUUCCUCUCUCAAUGCGAGAAGUUGAAGAGCUGGAAAGGAUGACCAAAGAUUUCAUUAAAGACAUGGACAACCGUGCCCCAGUUAUCACCUCUGCACCUACAGAGGUGUGUGGAAAGUGUGGAGAGGCUCUGUCCAGGUCUCAGCCUGCAGUCAGGGCGAUGGACAAACUUUUCCACUCGCACUGUUUCUGCUGCAUGACGUGCCAUCGCCCCCUGCAGGGAAUGCAGUUCUAUGACCGUGAUGGAACGCCAGAGUGCGAGGAGUGCUAUGUGAACUCUCUGGCAGUUUGUUCUCGCUGUGGGGAGCGGAUCACGGAUCGCGUGCUGAAAGCAGUGGGCCAGUGUUUCCAUGCUCACUGUUUCCGCUGCACUGCCUGUAGCUGCACACUGGAGGGCUCUCCAUUCAUCACUGAUGACAACAACAACCCCUACUGUGUCACUGAUUACCACCGACGUUUUUCUCCUCUGUGCGUGAGCUGCAAUGAGCCAAUUGUUCCUGACCCAGGCAGUGAGGAAACCCUCAGAGUUGUAGCCUUGGAGAAGAACUUUCAUCUUAAGUGCUACAGAUGUGAGGACUGUGCCCGCCCGCUCUCUAUAGAGGCAGAUGCUGACGGCUGUUAUCCAUUGGACGGGAAGAUUCUCUGCAUGAAGUGCCACACAAAGCGUGCCAAGCAGGCCAUGAAGUGAUUGGUGGAGACUCCUGUCACUCAUUAAAAACCAAACCUAAAAUCAAAGAUUGACUCUGCUCUGAUUCCAGGCAUUUGAUGCAUUGUUUUUGUGAGUUUUGUAAUUCUUUCCUUUUGCCACUAUUUGUCAUAGAGCCUUGUUUUUCUGUCCCUUUCCAUAGCUUUAUCAGCAAGCCCAGAACUUAAUAACUACAGCAGCUCUGUUGGUUGUUGGUUUUUUUUUAUGCAUGUCCUUUAGAAAAACCCUCUUCACCUCUCUCCAGGUCCUUUCUCAAACAGCUUCAUCGAUGUUUACUGCAAAAUCACAAGCACACCAUCUCAGCAUGUGGUUGCUUGAAUACAGUGUUCUGACAGGUCAUGUAAUUUAACAAAUGAGAACAGGGUUUUUUAGGAUGUGAUAUGAGAUUGUGUAACUAUGUGACUUUAUUUCUAGUUCAAUGCAACUCUUCAACUCCUAGCGUGCUUUGCACAGGCAGAACAACAACUCUCGUAAAGCUUAGCACAGCCUCCGGAACAAAAAGAUUAAAGAUUAAAGGAAAGUUAGUGUUGCUUAUGAAUAGUAGUAUUAAAUAAAUAUGAAAUAUUCGAACUAGUGAGCAGCUGAGCAAAAAAAACGCUUUUAGAAAAUUUGCUUUCCAAUUAGACCUGCAGCUGCAUAGAUGCAUAUAAAGGCUGGUAGGGAAUUAUAUGUGUUGCAUAAUGGGUUAGUCUAUGAACAAAGCUUUGUUUGUGUUUGUCUUGCAUGCAAGAUUUAUUUAACAAGACUGCAUGAUAAAAACAUUUUUAAAAAGCACAAAAAUUGACUACCAAUUACUAAUGUAAUACCAAGAAUGAUAGAUGGAUGGAAAUAUUGCAUAGUAUUAAGUCAGUGACAGCCUGAUGGUUUCCAUUCCAUGGUACAUUCAUGUAUAAAAAUGACCCUACGUGUCUGACAGCUAAUAUAACUAUAUAAGUAGUGGUCAUUUGAGAUGUUUAACAAUUAGAAUUAAGUAUUCAGAAUUAUGUUAGUUGGCUGGCUGGUCAGACUUGUACAGGAGCAAGACUGACUUACCACUCCUUCACUCACACAUUUACAAGUCAUUAUAUAGAGUAUUAUAUAGGGAGCAGCAGAAAAGGACACAACGGACUGGAUUUGCACAACAAUUACUUCUGAGUGUAACAGAAACGUAUCAUUACACAAACAAAAUAUUACUGAACCUGAACUGUAACUCUAAAAAUAUAGAAGUAUGAAAAUUGAUAAUCUGUAUUACACACUCCACUGGCUUUAGAGGUUUGGAGACUUUUGGGACACCCUUUAAUGUACUGUAUCAGUGGAUAGGGAACAAAUUCGGAUACUGCCUUAGUCACGGGUUGAAAUACUCUGUCAGAAGAAUGGCAAGACUCUUUUGCACAAAUGCUUUAAAUGAUUUACUAGUUUUAUACUGAAUGAACAAAUCAAAGGGUCUUUUUCAUGAGACGGUUAUACUAAUGCUACCUUGGAAAUUUCAGUUGACUCUGGAAAUGGACUAAAUUCUAAAUGUUUAGCUGAAAUUGUUAAACAUGAAGAAGGCUUCAUUCCUUAAAUUUGUAUUUUACACUCACUGCCUUCUUCACAUGUUUAAUUGUAAAACCCCACUUGGAUUUUAACAAGAAUGUCCUGCACAGUGUUGCACAGGUGGAUUAAAGGUGAACAGUCUCCCGCUGUCUGUACAGUCAUUUAAAUUACCCCCCUUUAGAUUUCUAAUGCAUUCGAUAAUUUUUUGUUUGUUUGUUUGUGCACUCACAUUUUCUCCAUCAUGUUUUGUUGUCAUGUCAGUAUCACCAUGAUGCUGCUGUUUACAGUAUGUGAUGGACAUCCAUUAUAGUGCCACUUGUUUUUUUUUCUUUUUAUUCAUUUACUACAUAUACAGUAUAUAUACAAGCGCUUUAUUCUGCAGUUAAAUUCCUUUGUAAUAUGUGAAUGUGUGUAUGUUUACGGUCUGAUGAUUUUUUUUUUUUUUUUUUUUUUUUUUGCAAUCAAGCUCUCAUUUGUACUGUAUUAUAAAAUUAAAACAAAAAACACUUUGACAUUCUGCUUGAUUUCUAAGCAUGUUCCUUGGAGGAUGGAAGUAACGGAAUGAGAUUAAAUUUAAAUCCUUGAUUUGAA